AUGUUUCGCCGCAUUGUCGCCUUUGUGCUAGCAGCCGGGUCCGUGAUGAACGCAGUGGCGGCCCCCAGCAGCACGUCUGUUCUCGAUACGCGCGAUGACACAGACGAUAUCAUGAUGUUUGUUUGUGACCAGUACCCAGAUCUUUGCAUGAACAUGUGUUUUGGUUCAUUCUGCGCCGGCAACGGCCAGAGCCUGACCUUCGACAAGCCCGACAAGCCCAUCCAAAGACGCCGCGAGCAGGCCUCUGGCUGCCGACCCCGCCCCGGUCGCUGCUCCACGCCUCCCUAUGGCGACAACUUCGAGUGCGACGAGUUUCCCUUCAAGUCAGUCGCAGAUGUGGACGGCGGGACGCGUAUCAACAGGUGCGUGCCCAAGGACCAGAACCAAGCCCAGGGCGCGCUCAUCAAAGCCUUCUAUAACUCGGGCUACUGCAAGGACAAGAACCCGUGCAGCUUCAAUACCGGAUACGAGAACCCGGGCGGCAUUAAGUACUGCGCCCAAGAGACCUGCGAGAACGAUGGGAACGAAUGGACAAAGGGGGGGCAGUUCAACGGCCGCCGCAACGGCCUUGGCCUUGAUGACGGUGUUCUGUUGAGGCUGCCAGUAACGUGUCGCAGAUAA
Messenger RNA from Akanthomyces muscarius, 621 nucleotides. RefSeq lists its product as uncharacterized. The record is from RefSeq and is a predicted model, not a curated record. Bases 1 to 621 code for a protein of 206 amino acids. The transcript has a single exon. Lineage: Eukaryota; Fungi; Ascomycota; Sordariomycetes; Hypocreales; Cordycipitaceae.